AUGGAUGAUCGAAUGUCACAGCCGUUCGACGCCCAGGCGCCCCCACCAAUCCGGCGGCAUAAGAUCCGCCGGACGUUUGGGUCUGUGCGAAAAGACAUUCCAGCACGCCACUUCACCGACCCAAUCGUCAGGCUCAACAAAGAUGAAGCCUACGGCAGCAUUGUUCCCUCAGCUGCUUUCUCCAAUCUGUCGCCAAUGUCGAAUGUUUCCACUUUUGAAGUUGACUUGCCUCACGGUACCCCAGUCUUCACUUCGAGCCCUCCAUCCUAUGGCCCCCCUCAAAACCGUUUUACUAUAACCAAACGUAUUUCCGUCGCUCCUUCGGAUCCAACCACAGCCAGCUCGGACAAUGAUACACGAGUGUUUACUGAUGACGACUCAAUGGACUUCCAAAGCGACACUGCAUACGACUCACUGGCUACUCGAGCAACAGCCAGCAGCCAUUCAGGUUUCCGUCAACCGAAAAUAGAAACCAUUUUUGAUGAGAGCUCGGUUCACCAGCCGGCAGCGGAGUCAUCCGCCCUUGAGGAUUUAAUGCAACGGGCCACGUUAGAUGAUGCAAGGUCCAUCCGACGGGAGUCGAGCUAUGGGCAAUCUGCCAGCAUCGGCAUCGGCAUCAGUGGGCUUGAAGAAGCCAACGGCGAAAUACAAAAUCUCAGUCCAGACCAAGCAACCACUCCAGUCAAAAGCCCCAUAGUAGAUGUGGACGAUUUCGUUUUAACGCCUGUUCCGAAAAGACAAUAUCGUCAAGCUAUCGUAUUGAGCUCUUCUCCUUCGACGCAGCUCUUUCCACCACCUCGGGACGUGGAACCGGAACUUCCCCCUAUGAUGGAUGUCGAUGAUGAAGACGACAUCGACUGGUCUCCCAAAUCUGCAAAUGAUACAAACCGGACGACAGUGAUGGAGAUGCCGUCAAGUCCAAUCCAAACUCGAUUCGAGCAGUUGUCGGAAGAUGAUUUUGAUGAACAACAAUCGACAAAGAAAUCUUCCAUUUUCGACUGGUCGGAAUACUCAAAAUUCGGCAGUGACCAGUCAAAUGGAAUCAGCCCUCGACCACAAACCGUGCACGGUAAGCAGGGGAGUCAUGUUGGCAGGAGCCGGCCUUCUGGACGGAAAGGCAACGCAGCCAUGCACCUUCGCAGUCAGAGCGUCCCAGUCGUCAACCGUGACAGUGUCGCGGAAACCGACACACCAUCGUCGGCCACUAAGUUUGGUACGUGGGCUCUGGGCAGCAAGCCUGUCAGCGAAGAAUGGAGCGAUGACUUUGAGUUUGAUGACGGUGAUGUGGUUGAGGAAGCCCCGGGAACGGCAGAGGAGAGCAAAGCCACGAACCGGGAGUCGAUCCGGAGCGUCAAGGUUCCACAAUCUAUCAUGGAUCGGCAGCAAAGCGUCCAUGUACAAUUUGGCCAAGUUCGAGACUUCAUGCUGCUAGUUGAAGAGCUGAAGAGACUGCGCCUUCGCGGUGCCACCCUAGGGCUGCUGGAAAGCCAUUCGCGACAGCUGUGGGAGGAUGCAGGAAGCAUCAUUGAUUUGGCCACAGUGAAUGAGGAUGAUGAUGCUCUCCCGCGGGCACCUUCACCGGUGUCAUCAGAUAUAUUUGGAGACGAAACUCCUCCACCCAAACGGACUUUCGAGGAGGAAGAGGGACGGAUAGCGAGCCGGAGAUCCAUCUCGAGCCCAGCCACACCUCCGCAUGGGCGCCCACGCGGCGAAAGCGUCCAGGCGAAGAAUUUUCUGCAGGCUAUCCACCAGAAUAGAAGAGAAGUCGAAACCUCACCUGCCGCAGGAUCUCUUCGUGGUCGUGGCCGUGAUCGUGAUAAGCUUCCCUUUGACACGCAGGACUUGAGGGACCUGGUGGUGAGGGCAGGCGUGAUCACGAGGGCACUGAAAGAGAUUGUGCGGAAAGCAGAAGGCGUGUCGCUGAGCCCCGAACGGCCAGCGCAGAAGUUCCAGGAGCCGGUAUUCCGGCAGAUAUUUGAACCACCAAACUCGUCACCCAGUCCAGAAUCGAGGAAGCCCGGCCUCCCGAAGAGCAGAAGCGCAAACAGCUACCUCGACACACUGGACGCAUCGGGAGAUUGCGAGAUUCAACAGCCAUUGAAAUUCACCACGGUUGUGGAAGCUAACUGA
Messenger RNA from Fonsecaea erecta, 2130 nucleotides. RefSeq lists its product as hypothetical. Bases 1 to 2130 code for a protein of 709 amino acids. Gene Ontology annotation, molecular function: GTPase activator activity. The transcript has a single exon. The record is from RefSeq and is a predicted model, not a curated record. Gene Ontology annotation, biological process: regulation of mitotic cytokinesis. NCBI's taxonomy places the organism in Eukaryota, Fungi, Ascomycota, Eurotiomycetes, Chaetothyriales, Herpotrichiellaceae.